Messenger RNA from Ixodes scapularis (black-legged tick), 906 nucleotides. RefSeq lists its product as uncharacterized. The annotation marks the transcript as partial. The transcript has a single exon. Lineage: Eukaryota; Metazoa; Arthropoda; Arachnida; Ixodida; Ixodidae. Gene Ontology annotation, molecular function: nucleic acid binding; zinc ion binding. The record is from RefSeq and is a predicted model, not a curated record.
GACUUCCUGGCCGAGCUGGCGGCCUAUGAGCUCGCCACGGGAGCCUCGGACGAGUACGUCCUUGCGCGGGUUCUGCCCGUGGCGUUCCAGGCGAGCGCCGCGCGCUGGUGGCGCAUCGUGGCCCCUUUCCUCACCUGGGAAGACUUUCGGCGGAAGUUUCAAGAAGAAUUUCUUCCACCUGGGUACCAGUCUCGAGUCCAGCGAGAACUGGAGCGCCGGACCCAGCACCCGGACGAGACCCUCGUCGAAUAUGUACGGGUGAUGCAGGAACUCUAUGACAGAGCCUACCCAACGACGUCGGAGUCGGACAGGGUUGCUCGGGUGAUGCAGCAGAGCCACCCAAGAUUCCGGCCCUACCUGCAUGGCCGCACGUAUUCCACCCUGGAGCAACUGGCCCGGGACGCUCACGGCAUACAAGAGACGCUCCUGGCCGAGCUGCAGUAUCGGCCCCCGCCACCACCUGAAGAAGCUCUUGAGCCGUCCUGUGCCUGGCGAGCUCCCGGGCCCAGAAGAGGUCCGACUCAGCGCCAAACCCUGGAUGGCGCGGUCUGUCCCCCCCGUGCGCUGGACUCCUACGCCUUCGGGCAAUGGGAGCGCGGGAAACCACUCGAUGGUUCGGACCCCCGGCUAUGUGCCCGGCCGGCUGGAUCGAGACUACGGCAGGGUGAAAGCCGUUUAAGGUCCUUCCCCCGCAAUGCCAACCGGGGCGCCGAUCGCUGGUCCAACGAGGGACACCAAGAAGGGCCGCAACGACAAGCGCAGGCAAGCCAGACGCACGGCCCUGACCGGCGCAACUCGGUGCGGUGCUUCGGCUGCGGUCGCCAUGGCCACUUCCGGCGUGACUGCCCCGACCUACUGCGCAACAGCAAUGCAGCCUCGGGAAACGAGUACGGCCGGUGGCGUUGA